Molecule: messenger RNA, 972 nt
Organism: Saccharomyces cerevisiae S288C
Lineage: Eukaryota; Fungi; Ascomycota; Saccharomycetes; Saccharomycetales; Saccharomycetaceae
Gene: DIG2
Product: Dig2p
Exons: 1
Coding region: 1-972 (323 amino acids)
Cellular component (GO): nucleus
Source: RefSeq, marked reviewed
AUGAAUAAAGAAGAGCAAGAAGACCCACAGCAAGAGCAAAUAUCAACUGUUCAGGAAAAUGAUCCCAGGAAUUUGCAGCAACUGGGAAUGCUGUUAGUAUCUCCAGGGCUUGAUGAAGACAGAUUGAGUGAGAAAAUGAUUUCGAAGAUCAAAAAAUCCAGGGAUAUCGAAAAAAAUCAAAAAUUGCUCAUAUCUAGGCUGUCGCAAAAAGAGGAAGAUCAUAGUGGUAAGCCUCCUACCAUUACGACUUCUCCAGCAGAGAAAACCGUACCCUUUAAGUCGCUGAAUCAUUCUUUAAAGAGGAAAAGGGUACCUCCAGCGCUAAAUUUUUCCGAUAUACAAGCAUCUUCUCAUUUGCAUGGAUCUAAAAGUGCUCCACCAAACAUAACAAGAUUUCCGCAGCACAAAAAUAGCCUUAGGGUCAGAUAUAUGGGUAGGAUGGCUCCUACGAAUCAAGAUUAUCAUCCUUCAGUGGCCAAUUCAUAUAUGACAGCAACCUACCCUUAUCCAUAUACUGGACUGCCACCAGUACCAUGCUACCCAUAUUCUUCAACUCCAACACAAACGCACGCAUACGAAGGCUAUUAUUCCCCGAUGUAUCCCGGCCCCUUGUAUAAUAAUGGUAUAAUACCAGCCGACUACCAUGCAAAGAGGAAGAAGUUGGCUGGUAGAUCACCACACUUGGAAGAUUUGACAUCGAGAAAAAGAACCUUUGUCUCCAAACACCACAACGGAGACCCAAUCAUAAGUAAGACUGAUGAAGACAUUGAAUGCUCUGUCACGAAAAAUUCAUUAAGUGAGGGCGCUUCACUUAACGACGAUGCCGAUGAUGACAACGACAAAGAAAGGAUCAUUAUUGGAGAAAUCUCUCUGUAUGAUGAUGUUUUCAAAUUUGAAGUUCGCGACGACAAAAAUGACUAUAUGAAAGCAUGUGAAACAAUCUGGACUGAAUGGCAUAACUUGAAGAAAUGA